UUCAUAAAGAUUCAGAGUUGCUGUAACAGUCGAGAAGUCUCGAUCUUCACCAUCUUUUCCUGUACUUCAUUGAAAUAACUGACUAUCGCGGUCGGGAAGAUGCCGAUGGAGGUGCUCGCGUGUAAAACGGGGUGGGUGGUGAGUAAGUGAUCCGUAUAUAGAAACGCCUCCGCGUUCACCAACACGACUGCACACCUGUCACGCAUAUAUACGCAGCACGGUGGCCGAGGCGCACACUUUUUGUGCUUGAGUUCGACUAAACCUCUACCGGCUUGACGUCGUGAACGUUUUUUGAAAUCCGCGGAAGAACACCUACGAUCUGAGAUGCCUGGACGUCCGCUUUGGCAGGUUGCUGGCAAACGAGAACCGGAGCAGGAAGCUGAAGCUCAGCACUGGUUAGAGACAGUAGUAGGGGAGAGAUUUCCUCCAGGUGUGAGCUAUGAGGAUGCUUUGCGGGAUGGUGUACUGCUUUGUAAACUCAUGAACAAAUUGCAACCGGGUAUCGUCCCGAAGAUCAAUACUUCCGGCGGUGAUUAUAAAAUGAUGGACAAUCUCAAUCAAUUCCAGAAAGCGUGCGUGAAAUAUGGAGUACCGGAUGUAGAUCUGUUCCAAGCGGUCGACCUUAUGGAGAGGAAGAACAUCGCGCAAGUGACUAACACCAUUUUCGCCAUCGGUCGCACGACGUACAGACACCCGGAAUGGCGUGGACCGUGGCUAGGUCCGAGACCAGCGGAAGAGAACAAACGAAACUUCACGGAGGAGCAAUUAAGAGCUGGCGAGAGUGUGAUCGGUCUUCAAGCUGGCACUAACAAGGGUGCGACUCAAGCUGGCCAGAAUUUCGGUGCAACGAGAAAAAUUCUCCUUGGGAAAUAAUGGCUAUCGUUUUUAUGUAUUCUUAAGAUUUGUUAAUAGUUCAAAAUUAAUUUUAGACCGAACUCACUCCUCAAGGUUUUAACAAGCGAAUUGUAAUUAAACCUAUUAAUAAACAAUUACACUUGAGA
This is a messenger RNA of Ceratina calcarata, 1001 nucleotides long. Its product is annotated as muscle-specific protein 20. The record is from RefSeq and is a predicted model, not a curated record. The coding region runs from base 325 to 873 and encodes 182 amino acids. The transcript has 6 exons. Gene Ontology annotation, biological process: actin filament organization. Gene Ontology annotation, cellular component: actin cytoskeleton. Lineage: Eukaryota; Metazoa; Arthropoda; Insecta; Hymenoptera; Apidae. Gene Ontology annotation, molecular function: actin filament binding.